AUGGAGAACUCACCUACUCCUAUUAGCAUAUCUGCCACCCGCAAAACAGCUUCGAAUACAUUUUUGCCGCUUAAUACGAAGCGGGUCAGCGAUGAUGACCUUUACAGAACUUCAACCCAAUAUAAGUUAUGGUCUUUUACAUCGAAAAGGCUCGAACAAAUAAGAUCAGAUAUAAAUCUCCGUUCUUCUGAGAUUAUUAAGAAACAAAUAAUUCAGUUUAAAGAAUCUCAUCCCAAUCUAUCGACAGAGGAACUUGAGGCCAUCGAUUCAUUGGCUAUACCUUUGAAUGCUGAUGAAGAAUUUAAACUUGUUAAUUUCUACGCCAGAAAGGUACAACAAUGUGCUAGCUCUUUGAACUUACCUACGGAAGUGACUGCAACUGCAAUCUCUUUUUUUAGGAAGUUUUUCCUCACAAAUUCUGUUAUGGAUAUUCACCCAAAGAACAUCUUGCUAACUACCAUAUUUCUGGCGUGCAAAUCAGAAAACUACUUCAUCGGGAUUGAGUCAUUUGCUCAAAAGACGAAGUCUAAAGAAGACGCUAUUCUAAAAUACGAAUUUAAGGUUUUGGAGUCUUUAAAGUUUACGCUAUUGAAUCAUCAUCCGUUUAAGGCCUUGCAUGGCUUCUUCUUAGACAUCCAAUCCAUCUUGAACGGGAAAGUUGAUUUAGAAUAUAUGGGCCAAGUAUAUACGAACUCUAAAAAGAAAAUCACAGAUGCAUUAUUAACAGAUGCAGUAUAUCAAUAUACUCCCCCACAGAUCACUUUGGCGGUUUUGCUGGCUGAAGAUCAAACCCUAAUAGAUCGUUAUUUGGAGUUGAAGUUUCCAAAUAAAAACAAAGAUAAUUCAGUUGAUGUCAUAAAACCAACUUCUGCUGAUAGUACAAAUACUACUUCAGGAAGCUCCAGUAAUGGAAAUAUGGAGGUAAAGGAAGUGGUCCAAUCCAAGGAAGUACCGAAUGAAGGAAACGAGACUACAAAUGAUAAUACAAAUAUGAUCGAUUUGCCUAAGUUGAUAAAGACUAUACAGGAUUGCAGAGACAUCAUAUUUGAACGGCAAUCUGUGACGAAAGAAGAAGUAAAAGAAAUAGAUGCAAAGUUACAUUACUGUAAGAAUCCAAUGCUGGUGCUCCGACGUCUCAAAAGACAAAAGGAUUCUUCUUCCAGUGCAAGCCCGCCAGAUAUUAAAAGACAAAAGCUAUAA
Eremothecium cymbalariae DBVPG#7215 is the source of this 1200-nucleotide messenger RNA. It is a transcript of the gene CCL1, whose product is annotated as TFIIH complex kinase subunit CCL1. Gene Ontology annotation, molecular function: cyclin-dependent protein serine/threonine kinase regulator activity. Bases 1 to 1200 code for a protein of 399 amino acids. The transcript has a single exon. Gene Ontology annotation, cellular component: transcription factor TFIIK complex; nucleus. The record is from RefSeq and is a predicted model, not a curated record. NCBI's taxonomy places the organism in Eukaryota, Fungi, Ascomycota, Saccharomycetes, Saccharomycetales, Saccharomycetaceae. Gene Ontology annotation, biological process: DNA-templated transcription; regulation of cyclin-dependent protein serine/threonine kinase activity; regulation of transcription by RNA polymerase II.